AUUUGGCGUCGGCAACACGUAAAGCCAGUUCCGUGCCGAACUUUGGCCUUGGCGGUUCCCCAAAAAAUUUGUGCUUCUCCACACCGACAUGUUUUCCCGUGUCUUUAACACCGCCAGGCAAAUACUGAGUCGAUCGCCGUCAGCCCAAAGAAGAUCUGAAGAGCGCAUCGAAGAAGAGUCAGCAUACGAGGACGCCGAACCCGGAGAAACUAUGGUCACAACUCGUAGUGGCACUGGCACAGACCCGUCGGUGGAAAGCACACCACGAAGCUCUGUGAAGACUCGGGGGAAACGAGAAUUGGACCACGACGAGACCCCCACCGCUACAAAAAAGAGGAGAAAAUCUGGGGGUGCAAGUAAACCUCAGUCCGAAAGUGAUGAGGGUAUUCCUACCAAGAAGCCCGAAUCAAAAGAUUCGCAACAUGUCGCCUCUGGCGCUCAGGCUGUCACCAUACCUGACCGCACUGUGACGGAGAGCAAGAGCCCUGCUCAGGCGGAGCCGCCAUCUUCUGUUCGUCGCGGGAAUCCAAGGGUUGUGAUACCCAAAAAGCCUUCCACGCCAUCAACUGUCACACGAUCCGCCAUGAAGAAAGGCGGCGAAGCACCGUCCGCUACUCAGGAACCAGAGUUUUACACCCCGGGGAGUCAUGUGCCUAGCCCAGAAUUUGUAACGCCUGCUAUGUAUCGGGAUUCUGCAAGUUCUCCAACGCCGAAAGCCACCAAAAUUUUGACCACCACUGGAGAUGAUGGUGCUCACAAUUCCACCACCCUAGAAGUGUAUACCCGGAGUGAAGUUCCGUCUUCCAGUCUGAACAGCGAGACUGCCCCCAUAUCAAGCCAAGAAUCUAUUCCCGCUUUACCGCAGAAAAAAAUCCACAAAAGAUUCGACAGCGAAGAACCAGAAGUUAUACCAGCUCAAACUAUUGCGGACCAGCCCGCCGAACCCGCCGAAGUCCAAACCGACGAUAUCGAUGACGAUGCCAGCGACUCUGACGAAGCGCCCGAGAUGGUGGCAACAGCCACUGCUGCCUCAAAAAUAAAAGCCAAGGACGACGAGGCUGCACGCGCCCAAAAAGCAAUCGAAGACCGAGACGCGCGCAGGAAACAAAAACGCGCGGAGCGCAAGGCCGAGGAACAGGCCGAGAAACGCAAGCGCGAGGAAGCAAAAGCGGAAAAACUCGCUAAGCAACAAGCCAAAGAGGAACGGAGACGGGAAAAACAAGAGGCUGCAGCUUCGUCGCGAAAAGAACCUCCCGGUUUCAACAUGAGCAGCCUCCCCGCGCUUCUUCCGGAUUCCGUGCUCGAGGCUGUUGGAAGCCACCGACCGCCAACGCCCCCACCGGUUCGCACUGGUAGAAGCUUGGAGCAGAUCCGCAAGGAUAAGUUGCAGCGACAUAUCAAGUUUCUGGAUCAGGGGGAAAAACCUAUCAAGGAUGUCAAGCGAGGGUCCGUCAACGUGUCUGUGUUGGCGAAGCAGAAUAAGUUGCUUGCCCCCAAAGUGGGGAAGAGUUCGAAGGGUAUCAGAGAACACUGGUUGAAAGGGAGACACCAAGAGAAGGUGGGCAGAAAAGGGAACAGCAAAGCGCAGUUCAGGAAAAUGGAAAGGAAGGCUGUCGGGGGAGGAUUUCUGAGGGGCGACGAUGAGUAG
Periconia digitata is the source of this 1648-nucleotide messenger RNA. NCBI's taxonomy places the organism in Eukaryota, Fungi, Ascomycota, Dothideomycetes, Pleosporales, Periconiaceae. The record is from the annotation of a GenBank genome assembly.